ACAAAAACCAAACAGCCAAUCAUAAAUAACUUAAUUAAUAAAUGAUUUUUUUUUUUUUUUUAAGAAAAGGAAGAAGAAGAAGCCUUCUAUCGUAAGGAAGCAAAGCAUUGCUUGUAAUUACGCGUCAUCUGAGCGUAGCAGGAGGUUAAAUUCCCACUUUCUGAUCUGAUCGUGAGCAGUCAGUCAUGUCGAUGCUCGAUUCCUUCUUCAACAAGGGCUUUAAAGCUGCGAAAUGUAAAACCCUGCUUAAGUUGACUACACCGCGUAUAAAGUUGCUGAGGAAUAGGAGAGAGAUUCAGGUAAAGCAAAUGCGUCGAGACAUUGCUAAGCUUCUUGAGACUGGCCAAGAAGCGACUGCUCGCAUUCGGGUAGAGCAUAUAAUAAGAGAAGAAAACAUGAUGGCUGCUCAAGAGAUCCUUGAGCUAUUCUGCGAGCUUAUUUCUGUGCGCCUUCCAAUCAUUGAAGUACAAAGGGAGUGUCCUUUAGACUUGAAAGAAGCAAUAUCUAGCAUCUGUUUUGCUGCACCAAGAUGCGCAGAUCUGCCAGAGUUGUUGCAGGUUCAAAUGCUAUUUGCUUUCAAAUAUGGAAAGGAAUUUAUAGCUGCUGCAACUGAGCUUAUGCCAGAAUGUGGUGUCAAUCGACAGUUGAUAGAACUCUUAUCUGUUCGUGCUCCUUCACCUGAAGUAAAAUUGAAACUUCUGAAGGAAAUUGCUGAAGAGCAUGAAUUAGAUUGGGAUCCAGCUGCCUCUGAAAAGGAGCUUUUGAAAAAACAUGAAGAUUUAUUGAAUGGUCCAACACAAUUUGUUAGUGGGUCUAAGUUGCCCCUUCCAGAAGAGAAACAUAAUGAAGCAUUGAACUCUGUUCCUGAUCAUUCCCAUAAUAAGGACCCUGAUUCAGAUUCAGACUUUGAAGAAUUAGAUUUUCCCGAAGUCCCUAAAGUGUCUUUACGGCCAAAUGCCAAUGCCGCCUCAGCACCAGAAAUGGAACCUAUACCAGAUUCUGCACAGCGUAGCAUUGAUAGUGAAUCAUCAAAUCACUCUGCAACCUCUGAAAAUCUAGCUCAGGGAUCUCAUUUGGAAAAUGAGGAUGGGACUGAAGAAAAGCUAGUGGCUGCCAAGGAAGAAAUGCCCAAUAUUAUGGUAGGUGCCAACAAAGAAAAACAAUUUGUGCCAUUUAUGUCUCCCCUAUCAGUAGCUUCUACACCCCUUUCAACAAGGCCGAGUAGUUUGCCUCCUACCUCAAGGACAAAAAGCGAGGCCAAUGUAGAUCUGCAGGAUGUUUUAGCUGCUGCUCAAGCUGCUGCAGAAACUGCUGAACGUGCAGCAGCAGCAGCCCGCUCAGCAGCUACUCUUGCACAGGCCAGGAUUAGUGAGCUCACCAAGAAAAAUAGUGAGAAGUUCCCUGAGGAUAGUAAUGAGAAUCCAUUUCAUACAGAUACUCUUGAUCAAUCAGCUACUACAGAAAAGCCACAUUUUGAUCAUCAACAUUCUUUUGAUCCUACGGGUGUUGAUCGUGACUCACAUCAACUUCAUGAAGACCACCAGCCAUCAAAAUUACAUGAUCUUCCUUCCUUCGGAAAACUCAACACUGAAUAUGAUUCUCCUCCAAGUGAUCAUGUUCGUGAGCAAGGUUCUUUUCAUCACCAGCCACAGAGGCUGCCUUCAAUGGAUGAUGAGUCAUACUUCUCGUACCCAAAUUUGUUUACGCCUCAGAACCCAAAUGUUGGAACCAAUGCUCAAUCUGUGACAGAUAAUUCCCACUCCAUCCAUUAGGUUUGAGUUGCAGGGUCUUGAAGCAUCUAUUUUCAGGUCCCGACCAAUGAGUAGAUUUGGCAUAAUGGCACUUAUACUGGAGGGUAUUGAUCCUUCUGUAUUAUUUGUAGAGCAAUAAGGUCAUUAGCUGUUAUAGAGUGCAAGUACAAUGCAAUUAUGGCUGCCAGUGUUCAACAAGGUUUUGGACAAGGAAAAUUCUAUUGUGGCUGAGAAGCUAUCUCAAAUGGUGUGUUCUGUGAUGUGUUGGUGAGGUUUAGGGUUUUUGUGCAAAAAACAGCAUCGUGUUGGUAAUAAAUUUCUUUUUCAACUUUUUGAUA
Molecule: messenger RNA, 2089 nt
Organism: Hevea brasiliensis (rubber tree)
Lineage: Eukaryota; Viridiplantae; Streptophyta; Magnoliopsida; Malpighiales; Euphorbiaceae
Exons: 7
Coding region: 186-1772 (528 amino acids)
Biological process (GO): protein transport
Source: RefSeq, a predicted model, not a curated record